UCAGCUUCUUGUUCACAAGGUGGCAGGGUUUCCCUAAGAAUACCAAAUUGAUUUCACGAGACUGUUUGUUUACAAUUUAUAAUCGUUAAUCAUCGCCUUUUAAUCAUUCUUAAUUCAGUCUUCAAUUAAUUUAAUCAUUCCCUAGCAUCUUUUUGUUUAUAUAGACGUAAUACUUUGUAUUUGUUUUGAUUGAAUGACAGCUCAGAACUCUAAUCUUCACUAAUGGAAAUGUUAUUUUCGUUUAAGUGUUGUCAGUUAAUUUAAAUGGAUUUAAUAUUACUUUCUGCUGGCUUUUUACUAUUCUGGUCAACAAUUCUUUUCACUCAUUAUAUUUUAACGUCAUGCUUGGUUCACCCUUACAUCAACUUAAGCAAAACUAUUGGAUUAAAAAUCAAACCAUUUUAUCUGGGCGUCUAUUUAAACAGAAUUGAAUAUGGAUUGUCUCGAUAUGUGAACCGGUAUGAUAAAUUUGUCGAAACAUGGAUGAAUCUAGGUGUUUUUGUCUCUCUAUUCCUGACUCCUGUCUCUAUUUGUAUAUUGCUGCAGACUGUUGUAAAUUUGAUUUCACAUGAAAAACAAAAAUCAAAAAAUUUUGGAACUCUUGAACCACUCCUGCCAGGAGUUAAUUUACCUUUUAGUGAAAUUUUUUAUUACAUUAUAGCUCUCAUAAUUUCAAGUGUUUUCCAUGAAUUCGGACACUUUAUUGCAGCUUUAAAAGAAGGCAUCAAGGUAAACGGUGCUGGGAUCUCAUUUUUUGCAUUUUUACCAAUUGCUUACGUUAAUAUAGCUGAAGAUCAACUCAACAGACUAGCGAUUUUAUGUAAAUUAAGAAUAUUUUGCGCUGGAGUUUGGCACAACCUGGCUCUUGGUCUUUUCACUGCGUCACUUCUUCUACUCAACCCUUUCAUAUUAAGUCCGUUGUAUAAAACUGGGGAAGGAGUUGUAGUUCUUAGUACACAAGAGAAUUGGGAUGCCUCUGGUAGCCAUGGAAUUCAAACGUAUGACAUCAUUACUAAUAUUAACCGUCAUUGUCGAGUUACCAGUAAAGAAGAAUGGAAAUCAUGUUUCUUAAAUUUACUGACGGAACCAGAUGAAAGCUAUUGUGUUUCCCAAAAUUUUAUUAAUGAGGAAGAAUUCAAAUCUGAAGGCGAAACUUGCUGCGUUGAAAAUUUGAAAAGACAUUUGUGUUUCAACAAUUUACAUUCCGAACAACAUUUAUGUUUACCAGUGAGACAAAUUCUAGAAAAAUUUACCACUUAUUGUAAUGAAACAACAAAAUGUUUAAAUGGUUAUUCCUGUAUUAAACCAAAAGUCGAGACUCCUGGCUUCAAACUGAUGGAAUUGCAACGAAAAGAUAAACCUGCAUUUCUUUUUUGGGGUCAUCCAUACGAAUUAUACAAUUCAUUAUCAGUGAUCAACUAUAAUCCACGUUUUAAUUUUCUAUCUUUAUUGUGGCUCCAAAGAUGGGAAAAUUUAUUAAGGUACAUCACAUCAUUUUCUCUGGCCCUAUCUCUGCUGAACUCAAUUCCUUGUUUUGUAAUGGAUGGAAAGUAUAUUACAAAAAGUUCUUUGGAACUGUUGUUUAAAAGAUUCUUCUCAAAAUCAUCUAUGCAUCUCGUUGAAUUAUCUCUAUCAAUUUUUGGAACAAUCUUGGUUAUUAUUUGUGUAUCUUUGGGAUUUUUGAGCGUUGUAAAGAAUCAUGUUUAAUAUGUUCAUAUGUUUAAAACUCUUAUAAUUCCUAAAAAUAUACAUCUACACACCUAUUACAAUCUAAAUAUUUAUGUGCCAACCGUAUUAUUAAUAAAUUGAUUCAAAAUUACA
This is a messenger RNA of Tetranychus urticae (two-spotted spider mite), 1821 nucleotides long. It is a transcript of the gene S2P, whose product is annotated as membrane-bound transcription factor site-2 protease. The record is from RefSeq and is a predicted model, not a curated record. Gene Ontology annotation, molecular function: metalloendopeptidase activity. NCBI's taxonomy places the organism in Eukaryota, Metazoa, Arthropoda, Arachnida, Trombidiformes, Tetranychidae. Gene Ontology annotation, biological process: membrane protein intracellular domain proteolysis; regulation of response to endoplasmic reticulum stress. Gene Ontology annotation, cellular component: membrane; cytoplasm.